Moneuplotes crassus is the source of this 2123-nucleotide messenger RNA. The record is from the annotation of a GenBank genome assembly. Lineage: Eukaryota; Ciliophora; Spirotrichea; Euplotida; Euplotidae.
AUAAAAUGGAAAGUACAGGGAGCCUCUUAAAAGUUAUGGGCUACAUCCAUACAGAAGCUAGUAUCGACCAGGGAAUUAUCCUACAGGAUCCCAGAGAAGAUUUUAAGCUAGGUCAUGAAUUAAAGAGUAUAGACAUUAGAUAUAUGGUUGAAACAUUGAACAAGCCACCUUUUGAUUGAGAUUUAUCCAUAGUAGACUUAGACGUAAAGCAACCGUUUGAACUAUUGAAGUUGCUCAAUAGAGUCCUUGGAGAGUUUGAUGAUACACAAAAGGAGAUUGAUAUAGGAUCUGAGACUAGAGAAGAUACUACUAAUAGGAUCUGUAAAUUUUUGACCAUGCUUGGAGUUCCUUGUGAAACAGACUCAUCUCUUAGAUUUGGCCUCAGCUGUAAUAAUAAGGAAACAAUUCUUAAAAUAUUAAGCUGAAUUCUCCAGAUAUUUGAAAAUUCAAAGGAACAACGGGAUAGAUCUGCUUUCUUAUCUUCUAUCCCUAUUCCUGAGGAAUUUCUCAUGGAUGAACAAAUUAGGCAAGAAAUUAAUACUUACAAAAGCCUUCAAGAAAAGUUGAAUAUCACAGGAGAUCAUUUGAAAACACUCGAAUCAAAAGAUAAGCAACAAGAUGCAAUGAACAAACAAAUAACAGAAUUAGAACUCCAAAAGCAAGAGCUAUCAUCAAAACUAAAGAUUCUAAAAGACACCAAAAACGAUCCUGACUUCAUCGUCCUUCUCGAAGCCAUAAAACUUUUAUCAAAAGAGCAACUAUCCCAGUCAAAAAUCGACUUAAUGACAGCUGAACAAUCUCAGCUCCUUCAAAACACCAUCCAAGACAAGCACCACUCCCGAAGCCAACUUCUCAGUGUUUCCCAGGAGAUUUUAGGCCCUCAGACUGCAGAUGACCUCUUCUCUACUACUCUUAUUGCUGAUGUUCAGGAGAAUAGGGAGGGUUAUUACAACAUUCUAGAGCCAGAAUACGAAGAAAAAUCCACCCGCUGCUCUCUCCUCACAAAAUCCCUUGAAACACCCAUCACAGAAGACCAAAUCCUCCUCCUAGAGCAAGACUGAGCUACCCUAACCGCCGAAUGCGAGGCCUUAAACCUCAAAAUUCCCACUAAUUCCCCCUUCAAUGACCUUCUCAAAUAAAUUCCAACUCGCCCAGUUGACCAAGAAGAACCAGAUUGCUGAGCUCGCACAUUUAACAAGCACAAAAGACCAAUUUGAAGCCACUAUGCAGGCUGAAAAAGGGCCUUCUUUGCAGCUUAGACAGUUAGGACCCAGAAGACAGGAGCUUUAUGAGAAAUGAACAAAAAAAUUAAAGGAAAAGAAACUCAGAUAUGAUGCUAUGAAGAAGAAACUUGCAGACAUCACUUCAGAAAAAGAUGUAUUGACUAAGACCAAGGAAGGUCUAGAAGCCAAGAUUGAAAGAGAUGAGGAGAAGAGGAGGAAACUUGAAGAAAGCAAGGGAAUUUCUGGGUACAGGGGAAUAGAAAAAAAUCUUGAAAAGGUUAAGAAAGAGCUUGAUGAGAUUGAUACAUUUAAGAAAAAUAAACUUGAGCAACUGCAAGAGACCAAUUAUCUGCUCCAAGAACAGAUUAUUAGUAAGAAAAAUAGACUUUGAGCACCUAUAAAGAAAUUAAGAGUAAAUCGCAUGGCAUAUAAAAUAAUGGCUGCGGAAUAUGAGAGUUGAAAGAAGAAGCAUGAGGAGAGUCAAAUCCAUUUUAUAGCUGAUGAUGAGAAUCUCGAAGAAAUCACUGAUAAACUAUGACAUGAUCAUAAAAAAGAAGAGACAAAGUAUCACUCUCUCAAUAUUCAAAAUAAGAUUAACAUCGCUUUAGAGAAGAUCAUUCAGAAAGAGUCUGACUUCCAGAAUAACCCAGAGUCAAGAUUCUCUGACAACUUCAAGACUCUUUCUGAAAUGUACUCUGCGAAGAUAAAUCAACAGAAAGAAAUCAUCUGUAUUUUAGAACAAAAUUUAAAAGACAAGAAUGAUACUCAAGAAGAUGAGCAUUUGCAACUGAUCCAAACUGAUGAAGUAACUAUAGCCUCAACUGAGAACGAAACUAUUCAAUCUGAAAGUGCUCCCUCCCACUGAACUGAUCAAUAAUUUAUAGAUUUGUGUAACAGAAC